UAGGAUAUCUGUUGCCAAUGGAGAGGGUAUCCCAACGCCUCAUGAGGUAUCAACAUAUGACGAGUGACAAUGGUUGUUGCGAGUAACUCAGCGUGAAAAAAAUGCUUGGAUUCGAGUGCGCGAUGAAUUGCAACCAGAAUGUAGGCAGAUGCGCAGCAGAAUAGUAGGAGUAGAUAAUCAAUUUUAUAUGUUUAUUUCCAUUACUUAGUUGGUGAUAUUUAGUUUUAGUAAAUAUUAAGUACCAAACUCUCGCAUUAUGGUCAUCCAAAAUCUAACUGGGUUAAUUCAUUAUAACUAAUGACCAAUGAAUUUCUGAAAUAUCCUUCUUUUGUAAUCAUUGCUAUUUUUACGAUUAUGGUUGACAUUUGCCAAAAAUCAUACAUACUUGAUAUUCAGGUGGAAUGACAGACUCAUUGUACAAUGAUACAUCGACACAAACGCAAUCACCGGUAAAAACACCAGUGGUGUCCACUCGAUGUUCUCCACGCGGGAAGACGAUGAAAUCCCUAGUCGAGCCUCAGUCCCGAGCCUCGAAAAUCAAAUGGACUAUUGCUGUAGAUCAGGUUUUUUUUGACACAUUUCUCGAACAGAUUGCACUGGGACGUAAAGCUGAUAAUGGUUUCAAGCAAGAGGCGUACCAAAUUGCUGCCGAAGAAGUUACGAAGCAUACUGACGUAGUCGUCAAGUGGCAGAACGUGUCAAAUCAGCUGAGGUAUUACAAGAGAAAGUAUAAUGCAGUGAAGGACAUGCUGGCGGCCAGCGGGUUUGGAUGGGACAAUGAGAGGAUGGUGGUCACGGCUCCUGAUGAAGUCUGGGAGGAAUAUCUUAGGUCUCACCCAUGUGCCGAAGGUCUCCGUGGGAAACACAUCGAUAGAAUGGAUGACCUUACAGUUAUCGUUAGAUUCGACCAGGCUACGGGACGUUAUGUGCAAGGCAGUAGGAGUAUAGCCACAUUAGCAUCAUCUUCUCAUCUUCAACGAGAUCUUAAUGAUGCAUGGAGAGAACUUGAUGAUGAUAUGGAUGAUAUGAUUGACCUCUCAGAGGAUCAUGUAAAAGACUCUACAGGGACCAUUUCAUUUUCGUCGGACAAUCCUUCGAUGGAACAUCACAGAUCCCGUAGCACUCCUACUCGCACUACUGAUUUCGAUGGUAGUCGAGGUGGGAUCACAAUAAGGAAAUGA
Molecule: messenger RNA, 1181 nt
Organism: Magnolia sinica
Lineage: Eukaryota; Viridiplantae; Streptophyta; Magnoliopsida; Magnoliales; Magnoliaceae
Exons: 2
Coding region: 402-1181 (259 amino acids)
Source: RefSeq, a predicted model, not a curated record